ACAAACCUGAAUUUUCAGCCGGCUGUGCUUUUUCGUGCCAUGCCAGGCCCAUGUCGUGCCGGGCAAGACCCAUCAUCUUCCUACCGUGCCCAAACUGGCCCAGGUGCCUCGAAGGGGGAAAAGGCCCAACCCACAAAUUGCCGCGUGACUGGCCUGGCUCGGGCUUUUUUUCGUGAUUGGGCCGUCCAAAAGAUACCCGGUCCGAUGACCAUCAUUAGACGGAAUACGGCCUGGCCUGAUAAAUGCGGCAGCCCAUCGUCAGCACCAACACCACCAAGGCCUCAGCAGGCUCAGCUCUCCCAGACCGGCAGACACCGAUACGACGCCGCCUCCGGCCUCCCUGGCGCGAACCUCUCCACGGACGGGGACGUCCCUUCUCCGGCGACGGGCUGCCACCCCCAUCCUCCCUCGCUACCAGAACAUCGGCCACCCACCCCUCCUUGCCCUUUCUCUCUCGGAUUUACGCAGAUCUACGCGGGCGCGGCGACCCUCCUUCAUAGCCAUGAUUGAGGGCCACCAAAGUGGUGACAGUGGUGGCCAGGAUGCUUCCUCUUGGCAUCAUCUCAUGAGAAAACCUGAACGGUUCUGUGUCGUGGAAAAGGAGUCGACAUAACAUAGCAAUAACUGGUAUAAGUAAUUUUUCUAAUGAUGGUAUGAAUGCCAAUGUAUCAACCGCUGAGGAUGAUGAUCAAAAGUCCCAUAAGGAUACUUCAAAGACGUCACCUUCAGUUAGAACCAAUAAUCUAAGUACAAACCAGCUGGCUGCAAAGACUAUUCGCCUUCGAAUGAAAGGCAAACAUGAUGAAGCUGAGAAACAUUCGGGAGAAAUAAUGGAGUCUGUGCUGGACGAUCAAGACACUUCUGUUGAUGAUCCUAGGCAUGAAAAGGGAAGGAGAUCAAUCAGGCAUACAAAGCCUGUUGCAGCUGAUCGAAGGAAAGGAGAAAAAGAUGCUGACCUGCAUGCUGCAGACUUAAUUGUGCGCAGCAAACAUUAUAACAUGUCUAGAAGUGUAGAGGAUGAAUAUAAUUUGGGUGAUGCUCCCAGAAGGAAGAGUAAAGAGGCACAUGAGGAGAAGAGCACUACUCAUACGCAUAUCUUAACUCAGAAAGAUCGCUGUUUGUAUUGUCUCGAGAACCCAUCCAGGCCAAAGCAUCUGGUUGUUGCUAUAGGGAAUUUUACUUACCUGAUGCUGCCACAAUUUGAGCCUGUUGUUCCUGGGCACUUUAUUAUUCUUCCACUGCAGCAUGAGUCUGCAACCAGAGGAAUUGAUAGGAAUAUCUGGGAGGAGAUUCGCAACUUCAAGAAGUGCCUCCUAAAAAUGUUUGCACAGCAGGACAAGGAUGUGAUUUUCAUGGAGACUGUCAUAUGCUUGGCCAAGCAACGGAGACAUUGCAUAAUUGAAUGCAUCCCUGUACCCUUGGAAGUUUCAAACAAAGCACCUAUGUACUUCAAAAAGUGGCAACCUUCGGCAAGUCAUCCCUGAGAACUUCCCCUACUUCCAUGUAGAGUUUGGGCUGGACCGUGGAUUUGUCCAUGUGAUAGAUGACGAUGCAAAUUCAGUGCUAGUUUUGGACUGAAUGUCAUCAGAGGGCUGCUCCGCUUUCCAGGGGUGGACAUGCACCGUCGUCGAAGGCUUGAGGCCAUGGAUAACCAGAAGCAAGCUGUAGCCAGCUUCCUGAAGGACUGGGAGCCCUUCGAUUGGACAAAGCAACUUGAACAGAUGUAAAUGCAAUGAAUUCCAUAUUUGUCACUGAAAAUUUGACUAUACGUCCAAUUGCCAUUCAGAAUUUGCCUGUUCCAAGAGGUAGUAUAUACUGUUAUGAUACCGGUAACAGAGCGUUUCUCAAGGCACGAUGUCUCUUGUGAAUCAAUAAAUAAAAGUUCUAUGAUACCAA
This is a messenger RNA of Brachypodium distachyon (stiff brome), 1896 nucleotides long. Its product is annotated as CWF19-like protein 2. The record is from RefSeq and is a predicted model, not a curated record. NCBI's taxonomy places the organism in Eukaryota, Viridiplantae, Streptophyta, Magnoliopsida, Poales, Poaceae. The transcript has 6 exons. Gene Ontology annotation, biological process: mRNA splicing, via spliceosome. The coding region runs from base 654 to 1484 and encodes 276 amino acids. Gene Ontology annotation, cellular component: post-mRNA release spliceosomal complex.